Castor canadensis (American beaver) is the source of this 2704-nucleotide messenger RNA. The record is from RefSeq and is a predicted model, not a curated record. Lineage: Eukaryota; Metazoa; Chordata; Mammalia; Rodentia; Castoridae.
GGGUCCGCGGUGCUUCAUGGUGCCUCCCGGUGCGGGGGCCCCGUGCCUCGGUGGGUGGUCAGUUGCAUCUUCUCCGGGAGUUACUUGUUGCUGGAGCAAUUUUUGAUGUCUUCUUGUCUGAAGAACCUCCAACUGCUCUGUUGAUAGCCCAGGAAGACUGCAUGCUGUUCACUCUUGAUGCCAAGCCAGGCCCUCUCAGAAUCCCGGAUCUUAGUCCUUCAUGGAGACGAGCUCCCAGCAGGAAUGGCAGUGCAGGAAAUUGGCACCCAGAUGGUCCCGCCAUGUGAAAUUGUCACGGGCUAUGGGCUGACGUGAGAACGCCUGGUAACUGGACUUGCCCUCUGUCAGUCACCCAGAGCAGGACAGCAUGGUGCGGGUUCACAGGAGGAGGCUUCUGGCAUCUUGCCUGUGCGUGACAGCUACUGCCUUUCUGCUUGUCACCCUCCAGGUAGUGGUUGAGCUGGGAAAGUUUGAGAGGAAGAGCCUGAAAAAUUCCAAUCUGCAAGAUGGAUAUAAAAAAGUGGAAGGAGAGCCUAAACUUCUCAAUCCAUUUCUUAAGAAAGAAGCCUUGACCUUGAGUGGGAAGAAAACGUUGGAAACUGGCAGUUACCCCAUUAUGCUCUGGUGGUCUCCACUGACCGGUGAAACUGGGAGACUGGGCCAGUGUGGGACAGAUGUGUGUUACUUUACCAUCAACCGCACCUACGUCCAUCAUCACAUGACCAAGGCUUUCCUCUUCUAUGGUACUGACUUUAACAUAGAUAGCUUACCUCUGCCUCGGAAAGCCCAUCAUGACUGGGCCCUUUUUCAUGAAGAGUCUCCGAAAAACAAUUACAAGCUUUUUCAUAAGCCAGUUAUAACGUUGUUUAACUACACAGCCACAUUCAGUAGGCAUUCCCACUUGCCACUGACUACCCAAUACUUGGAGGGUGUAGAAGUCCUGAAGUCACUCCAGUACCUAGUUCCUUUGCAGUCCAAAAAUAACCUAAGGAAAAGACUUGCUCCGCUGGUGUAUGUGCAGUCAGAUUGUGACCCACCAUCAGAUAGGGAUAGCUAUGUUCGUGAACUGAUGACUUACAUUAAGGUGGAUUCCUACGGUGAGUGCUUACGAAACAAAGAACUCCCUCAGCAGCUGAAAAAUCCAGCCUCUAUGGAUUCGGAUGGAUUUUAUAGGAUCAUUGCCCAGUAUAAGUUUAUCCUCGCUUUUGAGAAUGCAAUUUGUGAUGACUACAUCACUGAGAAGUUCUGGAGACCACUGAAAUUGGGGAUAGUCCCUGUGUAUUAUGGCUCUCCCAGCAUCACAGACUGGCUUCCAAGUAAUAGAAGUGCUAUUCUUGUAUCGGAAUUUGCACACCCCAGAGAGCUGGCAGAUUACAUCAGACGACUGGAUUAUGAUGACAGAUUGUACGAGGCCUAUGUAGAAUGGAAGCUGAAAGGUGAGAUCUCCAACCAGAGACUUCUGACAGCUCUCAAGGAACGAAAAUGGGGAGUGCAAGACAUCAACCAAGACAAUUACAUUGAUGCAUUUGAAUGUAUGGUGUGCAGCAAGGUUUGGGAUAACAUUAGGCUACAGGAAAAGGGCUUACUACCCAAACGAUGGAAGGCAGACAUUACCCACUUGAGUUGCCCAGAGCCUACCAUGUUUGUUUUCUCAUCUCCAGCUAUUCUGUCCCCACGUGCAAACUCUUUGCGAGAGAUGUGGAUACCAAGCUUCCAACAAUCUAAAAAAGAAGCCCAGGCACUAAGGUGGCUGGUCGAGAGGAAUCAAAAUUUUUCAUCUCAAGAGUUUUGGGCCCUAGUAUUCAAGGACUAAUUUCAAAGAAGCACCUGACUGACACAAGCUAGAGCCUUCUUGAGGUUUGUUUUCUAGAUUUCCCUAACAUUUGAAUAUAAUAGCUAUCCUUUACUAUCCUUCGGUAUAAAAAUUAAUUGCCAUAAUUUUCACAAUGAGCCCUAUCAAAUAAUAGCUGUGAAUUACCCUGAGGAGUUGCCUCUAUUUUUUCUACUAAAAAAGCAAAUAUAUUUUAUGGACAUUGGUCACCUUCAGUUUACAUAUUUGGACCCGUACCUGCUGCCUUCUGUGGAAAUUCAUGUAACCUAGAGCAAGUAUUUUCCUUGUUGUGAUGGAAGCAGAGGGUCUGGCUGUGGAUUUUUAAUAUUCACCUCACCAUCAGCAACUUACUGGUACUUGGCAAGCCCAGUGUCUCAUUGCUAAACACGAACAUGAAAUACAUUAGAACUUGGCAAUGAGAGAUUCCAUCUGUUGAAUAUAAGUGAGUAAGAAAAGCUGUGUCAAGAUCAUCCACUGUUGCUCUUUAAGUCAAAAGGACAUAAGCAUGUCUACUUUCCCUCUCCACCCUCAGCCCCAUCCCUAACCAUUUGUAUAUUCAUCACAUUCUAUAGUGGCCUCCUUUCAAAGUGGAAUGCCUUGUAAAGAUGUUACUCCUUUUUGAGUAAUUUGAUCAGUGAGAUGUCACCAAUUGUUCCUUACACUAUGUAGUAGAAUAGUAAGAAUUAUCUGACUCAGGUAGAUAGCUGAAUUUCCUCAAUAAGGCUGGAACCAACUCUUUUUAAAUGAGCAUGUAAUAAUUGUUCAAAGUCAGAGGUUUCAUUAUAUAUGCCUGCUCAUGCAUGCAUAUAAGGUACUUUGAUCGUAUUUAUCCCUCUAUUGCUCUUUCUUAUUCUCUUCCAAUACCCUUUUUCU